This is a messenger RNA of Triticum aestivum (bread wheat), 4192 nucleotides long. RefSeq lists its product as uncharacterized. Gene Ontology annotation, molecular function: nucleic acid binding; zinc ion binding. Lineage: Eukaryota; Viridiplantae; Streptophyta; Magnoliopsida; Poales; Poaceae. The transcript has 5 exons. The coding region runs from base 1598 to 3541 and encodes 647 amino acids. The record is from RefSeq and is a predicted model, not a curated record.
CUUCCAAAAAGCUUGUACCUUUGAGUUCAAGCUGGCGACGGAUUCCGUCGAUCCGAGGCCGAAGGCGCCAGAUCCAGACCACUAACAACAUGACGCCGGCAGCAACCUUCCCACAAGCAGCGGCCAUGGCGUACUCGGCCUCCCUGCAGAGCUUCCUCCCGCCCUCGGCCCACGCGGCGACGUCGUCGUCCCAGCACCGGCCCAACCACGCCCGCCCCUUCCAGUGCGCGGCCGUUUCCGCCCCGUCGUCGGCGGCCGCCUCGCCGUCGGCCUCGGCCGUCCCGGCGGAGCGGCUGGAGCCGCGGGUGGUGCAGCGCUGCAACGGGAGGGCGGGUACUGGGUGCCUGACAAGCUCACCAAGCUGCCCAUGGAGCAGAUCGACGCCGACAAGCUCACCAAGCAGGACGUCGACGUGCGGCUCAAGUGGCUCGGCCUCUUCCACCGCCGCAAGCAGUAGUGUAUACCCCUGCUCUGUCAAGUUCUGAGGCAUUAUCUUGUUGAGGACUCAUGUUGAGAUCAAUCACAAACAUCAUUGCGGCGGUGGAGCACUUGCUCAGGUUUACAAUCAAGUUCUCUUUAAUUCAGCAGCAACAGCAACAGAGGCGGGGGCGGGCGCGGAGAGGAAGACCCUGGGCUUGGAGGAGAGGUUGAGCAGGGCCAACGCGGCGAUGAAGACCCUGGGCCAGAGUGGCGACGAAGACCCAGUGCCGCGACGGCGACCAAAAUUGUCCGCGGCGACGGCGGCCAAGGCGGACCAAAUCGAGGACCUAGUCGUCAAUUUACUGCUUCUUGGCACGAUUCAGAGGGAGGUGACGAAGAGGAAGAACUUUAGGAGCAAUCCCGCUGCUCAGGUAGGCGAGGGCACACCCAUGGCGGCUGCGCGCAGCUGGGCGGCGGCGCAAGGCGCCUCCGUGGAGGUUCUGCGCGUCUCCUCCGCGACGACGCAGGUCGUCUCCUGCACAGGCGGCUGGGUCCUGCAACACGCGGAGACUCUCUCUGGGUGCUGAGGAGAACGGGGGAUGGUGGCCGGAGCCGGCGACGCGCGAGGGACGGUGGAGAACUGAGGAAGGAGACGGGGGCGUUUUUUCAAAUGAUUCGAAAGUAUCAGGACAUGUUUGCAAAAUGCAUAAUGUACAGCACGCGCGACAUCUAAAUCCGAACGGAGGGAGUAUCUCCUAGUAGAUGCCAUCUACAUACCCUAAAAAAAAUGUCAUCCACACAUGAUGGUUUGUGAUGCAUACAAAUUUAAAAGCGAGAAGCAGAAAGAAUGUUAUGACAAAUCAGUGUAAAUUAUUUUUCUAGGAUUUUUUGACAGUUUUUCUAGGGUUUUGUUUGUGCAAUUUUGAGGGUUUGUCUUUUCACAACGGCACAUUCCUUGGGCUGAGAGACGGCCCAUUUUUUUCUCCUUUUCUCUGUCCGUCCGGCUCCACCACAGGCGGAAUUCAAAGUUUCAAACCACCCCGCCCCAAGCGAGUGCUACUGAUUGACACGGAAACAGAGUUGAUUUCGAAGCCAAACUGCGCUCCUCUGUGUCGUCACCGGCCACCGGGCGGCGCACCGAAGCGAGGCCGCAGGAAGCAGAGAUCCGGAGACCACGAUGCAGCAGCAGCAGCCGGCCCUCCUCAGCUUCGGAGGAGGCGGCGAGUGCCGCCACGACGAGGACGACGAGGAAUACGCGACGCUGGAAGCGCUCGUGAUGCAGCAGGGGCAGUCCGCCUCGGUAGGAGCGCCUCACUUCGACGGCGCAGACUUUGAAAUGUGGCAGGUUGGGAUGAGAGACCACCUGCUUUUCUUUCACCCUCGCGUGUGGAGCAUUGUGGAAACCGGCUUCUCUUGUGUGGACGAAGCAAACCCGACGGAUCUUGAAUCGAGGAAUGUCCACUACAAUGCCCAAGCCAUGGACGCCAUACACUGCGCCCUGAGCGACCAUCAGCUCUACCGGAUCUGGCACCUCGAUACCACUAAGGAGGUCUGGGAUGCCCUCCAGGUUAUGCACGAAGACACCCCAAUCGUCCGCGAGCUGAAGGUCAAGCAGCUGAGGGAGAAGAUGAAGUUGUUUGCGUGGAGGAAGGGCGAGUCCGCCGAUGGCAUGUGCGCAAGGCUCGAGAAUUUGGUCUUUGAGAUGAAGCAGCUUGGAUGCGAAGAGGUGACCGAUUCUUAUGGUGUGAGGGAGAUGCUUCGUGCCAUGGCACCAAGGAAGUCAUCCUUUGUGACCCUCAUUCGUGAAGGGCGUAAGUUAGAACACACCCCUCGAGAUGUGCUCCAAGUCUACAAUAUGAUGCAAGAACAAUCCAGAAUCGUGCGCGGGUACGCAAGGGCGAAGGUGGACAGUGUCACCCGAACCGAGCCCGACUACGAUGAAGAUUGCUUCAGAGAAGCGCCUUGCUUCGAUGGCACGCACUAUCUAUCAUGGCAGCGUAGGAUGAAAUUCCAUCUGCUUAGCAUUGACCCUCUUGUGUGGAGAAUUGUGGAAACUGGCUUGUCUUGUGUGGAUGAAGCAAAUCCAACGGCUCUUGAAAAGAGGAAUUGGCAGCACGAUUACCGAGCUAGACGUGCCUUACAGCAUGCCAUAGGUGAUGAUCAAUAUAUUCGGAUUUGCCGAUAUCAAUAUAAGAGUGCUAAGGAGAUUUGGGAUGCUCUCCAAAAAUUUAAUGAAGCAGUUGGUAAGUCAAAGCUCAGUUCACUGAGCAUGGAUAUGAACUUCUUCGUCUUAGGAGAAGAUGAGUCCCCCAAUGACAUGUAUACACGGCUCAACAAUUUGGCUAAUGAGAUGAAGGGUCUUGGGUGCAAAGAGAUGACUGAUUCCUAUCUUGUGAGGAAGAUGCUUUCUGCCAUGGCACCAAGGAACUUAAACCUGGUUUUUUUCCUCAAGCAUGUGAAGCCUAACUUUGAACUACUAACCCCCCAGGAUGUGCUUGCAACAUUCCUCCUCUACGACAUGGAGCAAAAAGAAUCCAAAAUCAUGAGUGGGCAUGCUUUGCCACACUCAAGCAAGAAGGUCAAUGCUGCCUUGAAGGCCAAGCAAGUCCAAGUGGACAAAUCAAGCGAUGAUGAAAACGAUCAUGAUCAAGAUCAAGAGGAAAUGCAACAAGGAAUGCAAGAAUUGACUCUCUUCAUGAAGAAGUAUAAAGGGUUUCUUGGAACGAAAGGCUAUGAAGAAAGAAAUAAUUUCUCUGACAAGUCCAAGAUGAGGAAACCAAAGAGAUAUUGCUAUCAAUGUGGAGAUUCCAAUCAUUUCAGUGCUGAUUGUUCUAAGGAGGACAAGAAAGAAGAGAAUGAGGAAAGCAAAUACAAGAGGAAACCAUUCGACAACAAGGGCAAGCCACACAAGCCAGAGGGGGAGAAAGGUGCGGAGGCACAUCCUCACGUAAACACGGGAGUGGAAAGUGCCGUUCAAAGAUGCGGAGGCGGUGGACUUAGACCGCUUGGGAGGCCGGUUGAUGAAGUACCUGAGAACUCCGCUUCAAAGCUGCCAAGGAAACCUGCCGCCCAAUCGGCACAGCAACACUACUGCCUCAGUGGGCGUCUGGUGGAGGAGUGAUGGCACCCUUGUUGAGGAAAUCUUAAGCACGCGCAUGCUGUUCACCUCUCAAACCUGCUUUCUUUUGGCUCGCAUUUUAGGCCUUGUUUUCGAUGCUAUGUAACGCCGGUUUGCGAAUGAUUUGCACCUGUUAGCGCCGCAUAACUCGUUGGUUUCAUUCUAUGAAAUCCACCCUGUUCAUCGGCGGAAAAGGAUGCCUUUCAGUUACCUUCAUCAGGUAGACCCAGACUUGUUUUGAAUUGUUCUCUGAAUCUUGUCAUGCAGCUUAUCAUCCCAUGGGCUAGGUGUGAUGUCUUCCAUCAUUCGCACUUGUAGUUCCAAACCUCAAAUAAUUGCCCAGUAUAAGAUGCAUGGACAUAUCCAGGCGGCAUCAUCGAGAAGGUGAAAGACUCUGUUAGUCUCUCUUUCCACUCUGCUUUGUACUUUGAAUAAUCGAUCUUUCCACUCUGUUAUUCUUUCAUUGCUGAAGAAUUGAAGUGAGAAUAAUGUAUUUCUGCAGACGGUAGCUGUUGUAUGAAUGUUUCUGUUUAGUUCCCUGGGACAUGAUUCCAUACGCCGGCGUGUUUUUAAUUGCCAGGCUGACCAUUCCGAUGCUUUCUUGUAUCUCCAUAGUCUCUGAUUUUUUGUGUGUGUGUAAUUCUGCUUGUAAGA